Molecule: messenger RNA, 2311 nt
Organism: Nicotiana tabacum (common tobacco)
Lineage: Eukaryota; Viridiplantae; Streptophyta; Magnoliopsida; Solanales; Solanaceae
Biological process (GO): translation
Cellular component (GO): ribosome
Molecular function (GO): 5S rRNA binding; structural constituent of ribosome
Source: RefSeq, a predicted model, not a curated record
CUUUACUUCUUUCGACUUUGCUUAAAUAAAAUGGCUAUGAUAUCUAAGUAUUUUUUACGAAAUCUACCAGCGUCCUCUAAACAUGAAUUUAUAAAAUUAAAAGGAAAUACUUCCUCUUAUAUGUUUUAUGUGACACAUUUUUAAUUUUCGUUUGUUUAAAAAAAACUAACACAUUUCUAUAUUUUUAAAAUACUAGCUUAACAAUUAUUUUUACCCUCAAUGAUACAAAAAUGUUUAUAGUAUGUUUCAGAUUACAAAUUUCAAAAAAGUUCUCUUUUUUUCUUCUUAAACUCUUUAUUUUGUUAUACAAGGUCACAUAAAUUGAUAGGGAGUAAUUUCUUGCGAAGAAUGCAAAAAAGUGGGAGGAAGAAUAAAAAAUUCCCCAUUUUUAAAAAGAUAUUUCCCUUUCUUAGUUAUGGUUUUGGAGAGAAUCAACACAACUUAAGAACAAAUUAGGAUCAAGCUAUUGCGGGUCAAGAACACAACUUUGCGUCAUCACUCCCCUCUUCUUUUAGGCCAAAAUCAUUUAUAUUUGGUCCGCGAGAAAUCUAUCGGCAGUGAUCUGUGCAACUGACCGUUCGCUGCUCUUAUAAGUCUAGACCACAGUAGGUAUCCCCCACCAACUGUUCGAUACAUUGUCUCAAAGAAGUUGAAGCCAAGACAUUGACUUUCAUCAGCAAUCCUUUUCAUUUCAGCACUUUUUAUGCUAAUCUGGAGCUGUUGCUAAUUGAGUUUCUUCCAUGUCGUUUAUGGUAUUCAGAAGACAACUCAUCAACUUGUCGUGUAUACUCAAUUCCCAUUUUCCUUUAAGAGUAUGUUCGUAUUCCUCAAGACCCACAAGAGCUUGUCAAGCAAAUGAAUUUAAUUUCGUCGAGGAUAGUAAACCACGUUCCGCUGCUGCAAAUUUCGGUGGUGGGGUUUUUCAUCUUUCACCAUUGUAUAAGGAUAUUAAUAAGGAUUCCUUAAAUGAUUGCAGGAUUGAAUUAGUGGAUAAUGAGACUUGGAGGGUGUCCUCUAGCUUAGCUGAGGCGUGGCGAGACAACACAAAUGUUGCAUCCAAGAAAAAGUCAUUUUUCAUUGAAACUGAAAUUGAUGAUGAGGCGACUAGUUAUGUGUCUUUGAACGAGGACGGUCAUGAUUUUGAUGAGAUUGAGGAUAUGAGGAUACGCGGGAACUUGUUUUACAAGCUUGAUAAAGAUUCCAAGGAAUACGACGAAUAUAAGUUCGAAUUCCAUAGAAGGAAUAAGAACAAGAAUAAUGGAAAUGACGGUCCAAAGGAGAAGGAAAAAUCGAGUAAAGUUUCAGCUUCUAGGGUCGAGCAAGGUCUAAAGGGUAUAGAUGAGAAGAAGCAAAACAAGAAAGAGAAACUGAGCUAUAACUCUGCCUCUCCAUUUGAGGAUUUUCAGCUAAAUGAAUUCGAAGCAUCUACAUUAAAGAGGUUAAGGGUUCCAACUUUUAAUCAGCUUACUGCUCCUUAUCAUGAGCCAUUUUGUUUGGAUAUUUAUGUCUCGAAAGGUUCUGUACGUGCUAGCAUUAUCCACAGAGCUACUAGUAAGGUUGUUGCUGCGGCGCACUCUAUUUCCAAGGACAUGAAAUUUGACUUGGGAUCGACUAAGAAUCGGGCUACUUGUGCUGCUGUUGGGAAAGUUCUGGCUCAAAGAGCACUGGCUGAUGAUAUUCAUAAUGUAGUUUAUACGCCAAGGAAAGGGGAGAAAUUGGAGGGGAAACUUGGGAUUGUUCUUCAGUCCAUUAUUAACAACGGCAUUAGUGUGAAGGUGAAGAUUAAGCAGAGGAAAACCAAGAAACCUGGCUUCCACUGCCUGACAGCUUAGGUGGUCAUCGUACAUUAUGUAGGAUGAAAUUAAAAGUGACAAGGAAGUUUUAUCGAUGCCUUAUAAGCUCGCAAACAGAGCAAUGUAGUUACUAGAACAAGGUCAGAAAUGUAUUACUCCCUCAUUUGCAAGGUUGCAGAACAUUUCCUUAAAUUUAUCAUUAUAUCAUUGGAGGGGUUUCAAUAGUAGUUACAAACUUGGGACUAAAUCUUUUAUUUCCUUCAAUUUGUAUUCUUUUUAUGAGAAUACGUUACUGUUAAUGGAGAAAUCUGCUUUACCUGUUAGCAUUCUUUGUAAUUAGCAUGAUAGAAAGAACAAAAAUUUGGUGAUUUCCAUUUUUUUGGUUUAGCACCUGGUGUCCACUACCCUCUUUGGGACCCGACAUCCGGAUUCGGGAAGUCCCACUUUGGGCGGUGAAGUGCUCACUACCAAAUCAAAGGGCUCGAACCCGAUACCUCUGGUUAAGGAUGAAAGAGUAC